Perkinsus marinus ATCC 50983 is the source of this 186-nucleotide messenger RNA. RefSeq lists its product as hypothetical. Lineage: Eukaryota; Perkinsozoa; Perkinsida; Perkinsidae. The record is from RefSeq and is a predicted model, not a curated record. The transcript has 3 exons. The coding region runs from base 1 to 186 and encodes 61 amino acids.
AUGGCGUCCCAAGUGGUCGCCGUUGAGAAAAUGCAAGAUCUUCCAAGAUUGCAAGAUCCACCAACAUACCUCAUAUCAAUCGCGCACACCUCACUAAAAAGGGGUGAGGGAGCUGACUUCCUCACCAAAGAAGAGGAGCAGGAGGAGAAAGGUGUGAAACCUAAUAAAGUUUAUUAUGUUAUUUAA